Messenger RNA from Cicer arietinum (chickpea), 924 nucleotides. NCBI's taxonomy places the organism in Eukaryota, Viridiplantae, Streptophyta, Magnoliopsida, Fabales, Fabaceae. The record is from RefSeq and is a predicted model, not a curated record.
AUGGUGCACACUAUGUUUACUGACAUAGAGGGCUGUGUUAUAAUUAAUAAGGGUACUUCUAAUGAGGAAGGUCGUCGUGUUAGACCAACCGCUUCCGCACAGGAUGAUGGAUAUCCUGGUGGUCCGGUUGACAAGUAUGUGCUUAGGAAAUUUGAUGAUCAUGUGGCCACUCGACUUUGGGAUGGCGAGGAUCGUGGGGAAUUAAGAGUAUUUAGCAACAACAAAAAAUUAAAAGAAACUGUGAUUGAACACGAACAGGUGGAACAAUUGGUUAAGAGUUAUGGAUUAUAUUCUUUGCUAAAAUGCAGUUAUAAAAUGAUAGACAAAUGGAUCAUUUAUGUCUUCAUAGAGAGGUGGCAUCGUGACACCAAUAACUUCCAUCUUCCAAUUGGGGAGAUAACGAUUACUUUGGACGAUGUCUCCUCUUUGAUGCAUAUCCCCAUCACCGGUGCAUUCUUUAGUAUUAAUGUAUUUAACAUGGAUGAUGGUGCAAUUAUAUUGACUGAACUUCUCGGAGUCACUGUGGUUGCUGCUUAUGCAGAAUGUAAUGUCACACGAACAACCACAGUUCGAUUUAGUUGGUUACUUGAAGUAUACCAUCAGCCUUGUCAUGAACUGCAUUGGCAGAUGGCUGCGAGGACAUUUUUUUUGGGAUAUGCAUGGGAUGCUGCUGCUCUUGCUUACCUCUAUGAUAAUCUCUGUGAGCAAUUUCUGGAUUGUUGUAGACUCUCUCCUAAUUAUGUUGAUGACUACUCUAGAGCACUUAGAUGGAAGCCAAAAAGGGAUAAGGGUUUGAUUAUUCCAUUUAGGAAAGCUCUUGACGAGAUUGACUUUGAUCAAAUAGGUAUUUUGUCAAUACGGUCAUGUCCAAAGCAUUCUUGGCUCACCGUUAGAGAUAAUGGGUCAGGUGACCACACCAGAUGA